Molecule: messenger RNA, 2866 nt
Organism: Pelobates fuscus (common spadefoot toad)
Lineage: Eukaryota; Metazoa; Chordata; Amphibia; Anura; Pelobatidae
Gene: NRROS
Product: negative regulator of reactive oxygen species
Exons: 3
Coding region: 413-2470 (685 amino acids)
Cellular component (GO): extracellular matrix
Molecular function (GO): protein binding
Source: RefSeq, a predicted model, not a curated record
GUCAGAGGCAUGUAAGGGGCUGACCACAUUACCACCUUGUCUUUAAGCUGUACGAAACAGCCCUUCCUAACCUUUCACAGAGCUCUUUUUGAAUUUCACACCAAAUACUGGACGCCUCUACGUUGGUUCUUUUGGUCUUACCUCAAUCCACUUUUUAAGUUUGUCAUCUUCCAAUUCCAAUGCCUUGGUUAGAAUGCUGACUCUUGCCUCGCCAAACCAUUUCAGCUAUUGUUCCGUCCUUGUACGCCGAGCAUUCAUUCACUGUAUUAUGGACUGUGGCCAUCAAGCCUUCCAACAAAAUUUUGAUUUUCUGUGACUUUACCGAAUCUCAAAUUCUUGCUGUGGACCCCAUCGUUAAAAGAGGUAUCCACAAUGCUGUACGCUAAGCCAAGUGCGGUGAAUUUCUAAUGAUAUGGCCAUUGUCUCCCUCUGGUUCUUAUUGGGUUGCAUGUACUUGAUACUGCCAUGUUGCAAAAAUGCUAUUGAAGGCCAACAUUUUUCCCAAAGUGGCUGCAGACUGUCUUACAGAAUUGCAGAUUGCAGCUAUUUGCAGCUUACAUCGGUUCCUAAGGAUUUUCCAAAUGAUAUCGAAGAGCUGGUCCUGGUCUUUAAUAAUAUCAAAAGGAUUACUAGACCCGCUCUAUCACUGUACCCUGACCUGAAGAGCCUAAGUUUGCAAUCUAAUGGUUUGGAACUCAUAGAAUCAGAUACUUUCCAGGGAACAACGGGACUUGAGUCACUAUCACUACAGGAUAACAGUAUUUCUACAGAUUAUAUCCAGGCUUCUGAAGCAUUAAGGUUUAUCCCUUCUUUGAAGAAAUUGGAUCUCUCUAGAAAUGGUCUCAAAAUGAAUAUGGUAACUGCCCUUCUAAGGAACCUGAAAUCUCUAGAGUACCUUUCUCUGGACAACAAUAUGAUUAUGCGUUUGGAGGAUAGUGUGUUUGCGGGUCUACAUGAGUUAAAGCAACUGAGCCUGCAAAGAAAUUAUAUUUAUGAGAUUGAAACAGGCACGUUCGACCAUCUGGUGAAAUUAAAAACUCUAAAUUUAGCUUUUAAUAGUUUGCCCUGCAUUGUAGAUUUUAGCUUGACACAACUCCAAACUCUAAAUCUUAGCUUCAACCAACUGGAAUGGUUUCAAUCCAUGGAAAAUGAUGUAGAAUUCCAAUUGGAGUUACUGGACAUUUCUCACAAUAUGCUGCUGUUUUUCCCACUCCUUCCACAGCGGCACCAUAUACAUAAACUGCUGCUUUCUGAAAAUAGGAUGAGGUUCUAUGCGGAUCUUUUUGAUGCUAAUUCCUCCACUGUCGAUUUCUUGAUAAUAGAAAAUAACAGUACUAACAUCUCUUCUAUUAAUCUCUGGGAGGAAGAAAAAAUCACAAGUAAUAUUUCCACAAUACAAUAUCUUGAUAUGAGCCAUAACCAUUUCACAUACUUGCCAGAUGGAUUUAUUGAAAAAAUGACUUCUUUGAUUGAACUGAAACUUGACUGGAACUGUUUAGAGACAUUUAGUAUUUCACACUUAGAAAAUGCCAGCUCCUUGGCCGAAUUAGAUCUCAGUUACAAUAAGAUAUCGGAGCUAAAACUAAAUAAUCAUUCCCAUAGCUUCUUGGGUCUACUUUACUUUAAUGUGAGUAGGAAUAAUCUUCAGAUGCUUCCCAGGCACAUCUUCAGUGGCAUGAAUGGGUUAAGAACUCUAGAUCUGAGUCAUAAUAGGCUCAAAUUGUGCUGUAGCCAAGUUGGUACUGUAGGUGUUCAUGGCAAUGACUGUGUGGACAUCAGAUAUCUAACUGCUCUUAAAAAUCUCUACCUGUCCGGAUGUGGAAUGGUAUUGGAUGCCCGCUGCAAUUUUUAUGGGACUACAUUAACUCACCUAGACCUCUCAGAUAAUCACAUCCAAAGCUUGUCUUCUCUGCAGGACACAUCUAGAACGCUACUCUUUCUUUCACUUAGGAACAGCUUGCCAAGUAAUUUAAGUGAUGUUUUCUCUACAUAUCAAAACCUCAGGUACUUAGACCUAUCUGAAAACAACCUCACUAACUUUCCUAGAUCCCUUACCGGAUUGUCUCUUAAAUCCUUGGAUCUUAGAAAGAAUAACUUAACUUUUCUUCCAUUGUAUGAUCGUUAUGAGAAUCUCUUAAAAACUCUUAAUGUUGUAUACCUCAGCAAGAACCCAUUUGACUGUUGUGAACUAAGCUGGCUAGAUGUACUGAGAAAAUCAGGUAGCAUUAAUAUCCCAGACCUUCUACACGUGACCUGUAAUUUUUCUCACCAUUUCAUGUCCGCACAGGACCUUCCAUUGGAUGUUCUCCACAGCUGCCAGUGGAAGACUGGUGGCACCUUGCUAUACUUGCUGCUUACUCUUCCCAUAUGUGUGACAUUCCUGGUCGCGUUACUUCUUGUGAUUUUGACUUUCAAGGAUGUGUUAUUACAAGCCCUUAAAAGAUGUUGCAGAAGAUCCACUAGUUAUUGAGAUCCAAUGUGGAUUAAAUAUUGUUUACUUUACAAACUUCACCAUUAAACAUUCCCUCUUGAUAUACCAAAGUUUGUGAUAUCUGAGUUAACUUUUUUAAAAGGCAAUUUGUAAAACGUUAACUUUUUGUAUAUGUUAGCAUAGCACUCCUCCACUGUCUUAAUCAUAUCUGAUUUUAUGGAUGCCCGUAAAUUAUUUUAUAUACAAAGAAUUAUUGCUGUUUCAAGAUGGGGAAUUAUGGGAUACAUGACAUUUACUAGUCAGUUACUAUCACCACAGAGUGACUUCAGGGAUGUAUUGUUUUCAGGCUGCCAAAUGCAGAAUUGACAUAACCUCAGGACAUUGAAACCGCAUAGUAAAUGUACACAUAAAUAAAGAUAUGUUUAUAAAUGAAAA